AUGAGAACGGAGGAUGGUGAGCUCCUCCGACCUCUGACCGACUCCGACGACGACCUUUGGCUGGACGCGGCGCGUUUCGUGCUGCAGCAGGUGCAGGCGCAGGCAAAGACCACCCGCACAGCGUGGAAGCUGCGAAAGCUGCAGUCCUUGCUACGCAGCAUCGACAGCGGGGCCUAUACCUUGGCGCGUGCACAUUUGGGUGGCUGGUCUCUGCCGUUCUACCACAGGUAUCUGCACUACCAGAUGCCGAAGCGCCUGGCCUCUUUCGUGGACGCCGCGAAUGGUGCUAACCUGGACCAGGCUACGUUGACGAGUGUCUAUCAGGUCCGGACCAGCGUCAGCCACGCCGUUCGGAUCGCCAGCGUGCGCCAGCACGUGCAGAGACUGCUCUCAAAUCGACACUUCGUGAAUGCGGGUUUGGAGAAGAAGUCCUGGUGGAUUUUGGAGUGUCCGGAAACGCCACCUUUGAGGCUCAUACAUUGGUCCAGGAUUGCAGCUGCUGGACAGCUCCCGAAGUACGGCACAGAAGCUGGCGCCACCUCUGUUGAGGAGCUCCUGGACGAAGUCGAGGAGACUGCCUUGCCUUCACUUUGCAUCAGGACCGACUGGGAGUCUUUCGCGAUGCUGCGGAACGUCAGCUCGCCACUUGGGCAAUAUAGGCUGCUCGCUCCUAUCCUGCACGGAACCUCGAAAUUUCCAAGAAUCCUGGAGGCCCGCAAGCUCGUGACCUUUGCGAAGUGGUUUAUGCGGAUGGCGGCUGCUGCGGGUGUACAGUGCGAGGUCGCAUUCUGGAUUGACUAUUGCUGCUGCGAGCAGGACGACUUCUUCGGAGCCGACUUGGCCAUGGCCGCGUUGCCAUUGUACAUUGCGGCUUGUACCAAGGUGCUGGUGUGGCGGACCCCGGACUUCGACCGCCGCUGCUGGACCAUGGAGCGGUUGUUGUCCUACUCCUUCUGCCCUGGCGGCCUCACUCCUUACGUCAUUGACGAUUCCCUGACGGAGCUUCCAGAGCAUGCAGAGCUUUUUCCAGUGGAGUUACCCAGGGCGGCUCAGGAAGAGGAGAUAUGGGAGGUCCGUGCUGAGGAUGGCAACUGGCAGCCUUUUGAGGAUUCGGCCCAGGAGAUUCUGCGAGCAGCGCAGCUGGCAGGACUACCUCACACUCAGGUUAAAAGUGGCGGCCGGCAAUACGAGAUUGAUUUCAAGCGUUUGUGCCAACGCAAUCUGGCCACGGGGACCCGCCGAGAAAUCCGGCUUCGAUCGGCAGCGGUAGUUAGCAUCGGCGGGGAGGCGCACGACGCGGCCAUGGAGCGCGCUGCACAAGCCGCAAAGCUGCGCAAGUCGCAGGGCAGCGUGGAUGACGUCCUGCAUGAGGCCAUCCAGCGCAUGCCGAAGAAGCUUCCCAACCCCUUGGAUGCAGACAGCUGCUUGCUGACAAGGCCGAGACCGAUCCCUUCAGCUCGCGCCCUGCAGGGCCUUGGGUUACCUAGUGAGUCUCCUUUGUAG
Symbiodinium necroappetens is the source of this 1503-nucleotide messenger RNA. NCBI's taxonomy places the organism in Eukaryota, Dinophyceae, Suessiales, Symbiodiniaceae. The record is from the annotation of a GenBank genome assembly.